Talaromyces stipitatus ATCC 10500 is the source of this 1788-nucleotide messenger RNA. RefSeq lists its product as uncharacterized. Bases 211 to 1788 code for a protein of 525 amino acids. The record is from RefSeq and is a predicted model, not a curated record. The transcript is spliced from 2 exons. NCBI's taxonomy places the organism in Eukaryota, Fungi, Ascomycota, Eurotiomycetes, Eurotiales, Trichocomaceae.
GAAAUAAAUGAUUCGAAAAGAGGGAAAAAAAUUCAGGAUGGCAAUGUGGUACCGAGGAUUAGGAGAAUAAAGGUCUCCUCUCUUUCAUCCGCGCCAUUGUCCAGGAUACCACCGUAGCGUGAAGAUAAGCUAGAGAGCGACUCCAAGUGAAGACGUAAAAAGAUAUGCAUUCUUCACUAGCUCACCAAUAGCAAACUCAGAGUCGACUCAAUGAUUGAUGGUAUUUUUCAAUCUGAAGGCGAGCGAUGUUACCUUGACCGUCCAGUUAUUGCUAUUGCUGGACUGGCUUGUGAGGCAUCGACGUUCACUCCUUCGAAAACGCUGGCUCCAGCAUUCCAUCCGCGGAGGGGUAUUGAAUGCAUCCAAGAAUAUGACUUCCUCAAGCCGGGAAGUCCCCUCGCAAACAUUGCCGAAUGGCGUGGAGCCCUUAUCGGUCAUGCCCUCCCCGGAGGAAUAGUCACUCGAGCAGCAUUCGAGGAACUAGCGGCAGAAAUUUUGGCUAGACUUACGGAUAUAGUAUCGUGUACACCGCCACUUGAUGGGCUAUGGUUCGAUAUUCAUGGUGCUAUGUGUGUGGAGGGACUUGAUGAUGUAGAGGCAGAGCUGCUUCGUCGUAUUCGCACAGUCAUUGGACCGGGCGUGAUGGUGUCGGCAUCUAUGGAUCUGCAUGGGAAUGUGUCGCGUGAGCUUGCUCACCGGACUGAUUUGAUUACAUGCUAUCGAAUGGCACCUCACGAGGAUGAACAAGAAACAAAAGAGCGCGCCUGCCGAAAUCUGGUCGAUUUGCUCACAAAACAGCGUUUGGCGGGAGAUAGAUGGCUACGACCCUUUAAAGCGUGGAUACCUCUCCCCAUACUGCUACCGGGUGAGCAAACAUCGACUCGGGUUGAGCCUGCAAAACAUAUAUAUGCUGCCGUGUCGGAUGUCGAGGCCAGACAUGGUAUUAUAGAUGCUGCGAUUUGGGUCGGAUAUGCUUGGGCCGACGAACCGCGCAACCGAGCCAUUGUCAUGGUCACUGGCUGGGACAAGACUGUUGUUGCUAAAGGGGCCGAGGAUUUGGCAAAGCUUUUCUGGGAUUCUCAUGCUGAUUUUGACUUUGUUGGUCCUACCGGAACAUUCAAAGAGUGCAUAGACAGAGCUCUGGCAUCUUCUGCACGGCCAUUCUUUAUCUCAGACAGUGGGGAUAACCCGACAGCGGGCGGCAGUGGUGAUAUGACCUGGGGUUUGACCAAACUUCUAAAUAGACCCGAGUUUCAGGAUGCUUCAGGUCCGACUGUGAUAUAUGCAAGCGUACCUGGUCCGAAAGCUGUCGAAGUAGCCGUUGCCGCUGGUAUUGGGGCGACAGUGACAGUGACUGCAGGUGCAGAGGUUGAUAAUAUACAUUCAGGUCCUCUUACAAUGACUGGGAGAGUACACUCAAUCAAACAUGGUGAUAAAAAUGCAGAGAUUGAAGUUGUCCUGCAAGUGGGUAGUGCCUACGCUAUUUUGACAAAACUACGAAAGCCGUAUCAUAAGGAGCAUGAUUUCACUGAUUUGAAUCUCCAGCCUCGCUCUGCAGACAUUGUAAUUGUCAAAAUUGGAUACUUGGAACCAGAAUUGUUUGAUAUGGCAGCGGACUGGAUGCUGGCUCUCACUCCUGGAGGUGUUGAUCAAGACCUUGUCAGGCUAGGGCACCAUCGUAUUCGCCGGCCUAUGUGGCCGUUUGAUAAGAGAUCCGAGACUCAGCCAGACUUGAGGGCACGUUUCAUUUCGUUAUCACACGAUCCUUUACUGGGGCCAGAUGAGUAG